AUGACAGCAAUCAAAGACUUCACCCCUUUCUCCAUCGUCCUUGUGACAGGAGCCAACGGCCAUGUAGCGCAGCAUGUAGUGUCACAGCUGCUCUCCCGGCCUGAAGCUACUCGCCCACGUGUUCGUGCCACGUGCCGCCGCCAGGAGUCGGCUGAUGCCCUGGCCACCACUUUCUCCUCCCACGUGAAAGCCGGUACCCUUGAGAUCAUCCUCAUCUCCGACAUCACAAAGGAAGGCGCAUUCACAGAUGCGCUAUCAGAUGUUACCCACAUCGCACACGUCGCCUCUCCUUUGGUCGUCGCACCCAAAGACACCGAAAACGACCUCCUUAUCCCCGCCAUUCGCGGCACCACCGCCCUGCUCAAAGCGGCCGCAAACUGUCCAAAUCUCGAAGCAGUAGUCGUCACAUCCUCCUUCGCUGCCUUGUUCGACCUCAAGCAAGGCAGCAGGAAAGGCUAUACCUACACAGGCGCCGACUGGAACCCCACGACCUACGCCGAAGCCGCGGAUCCGAAUCUGGAUCUGACUCACUGGCCGGAGAAGUACAGGCCGUUCGUGACGUACUGCGCCAGCAAGUCGCUCGCUGAGAAGGCGGCGUGGGACUUUUACAGGGCAGCGAAGCCACGGUGGCGCCUGAGUACGGUCUUGCCGGCGUCGAUUGGGGGGCCGUAUCUGCUACCCCUGCCCAAAGGUCUGAAGGGUAUCAGCUACAACGCCGGGGUAAUCUGGAACAUUGCGAGGUCGAAGCCGGAGGAGAAGCUGCAGGAUUUGGAGUUUGUGCAUUGGGUGGAUGUUAGGGAUGUGGCGGAGGCGCAUGUGAAGGUGUUGAUAACACCGGAGGCUGAGGGGAAGAGGCUGCUUGCUGGGCCAUGGCGGGUGCCGUACUCGGAUGUUGCGGGGGUGAUAAGGGAGAAGUUUGGGUGGAAGACGAGUGAAGAUGUGCAGACAUUGAAUCAUUGGGAUGCUGAUAUGGUUGAGACAGAGAGGACUUUGAACAUCAAUUGGAUUGGUCUCGAGAAGAUGGUGGUGGAUACUGUGGAGCAGUUGCGGGCUGUGGAGGGCGUAUGA
Messenger RNA from Cyphellophora europaea CBS 101466, 1068 nucleotides. RefSeq lists its product as uncharacterized. Lineage: Eukaryota; Fungi; Ascomycota; Eurotiomycetes; Chaetothyriales; Cyphellophoraceae. The record is from RefSeq and is a predicted model, not a curated record. The coding region runs from base 1 to 1068 and encodes 355 amino acids. The transcript has a single exon. Gene Ontology annotation, molecular function: oxidoreductase activity, acting on the CH-OH group of donors, NAD or NADP as acceptor.